Molecule: messenger RNA, 2112 nt
Organism: Daldinia loculata
Lineage: Eukaryota; Fungi; Ascomycota; Sordariomycetes; Xylariales; Hypoxylaceae
Exons: 2
Coding region: 168-1595 (475 amino acids)
Source: RefSeq, a predicted model, not a curated record
CCCAAUCCCGCAUCCACGUAAUUCUAGUCGCCGAAUAAAAAGUACUAAUCAGUUGUCUCGUUUCAUCCUACGUUAGCAUAGCAUAGCAUAGCGUAGGUCUAUUUACAACUACGACGAUCGAAACUAUAACUAAUUCCACAGUGAGUAUCCCACGCCAGUCGAACACUAUGCCUUCUAAUACGGAUAGGUUAUCCCUAAACCUGAUCUGGUGCUGUAUGCCUUGCCCGCAGCCGGAGAUGUCUAGCCCAACCACCCCAACCACCCCCACGUACCUUCGCAAUCGGUACAAUGCCCAGGUAAGAGAGAGCUUAGACCGCCGCCAGCGCCCGCUUCACCUCCCAGCUAAACUCGAAAACGAACAAACCGGCCUUCCGCUCCAGCCCAUCCACUCCGCUCCCGCAGAACCACAGCUCCCCCGCCCACCUCUCCCAACACACACCCGCCCGCGUCCCGGCCUUCCGCGCCAACGCUUCCCAACCACCUCCAACGGCGAGGACCCCCGCGCGAGCUGGAGCACAUCGAGUCUCGACGCGGCGGAGCUAGCGCAGGUCUUCAACACUAUCGCUACCGCCCUCGAACACGUGUCGUACGCGAUCUGCGGACUAGGCGCCCUCGUGGACCACGGGUUUACGGGGCGCCGCGUCGCGCGCGUGAGUAUCCUGUGCUCGGCGCACGCGAAAGACAACGUGCGCGCGUGGCUCGCGGCUAGUGGGUACGAUGCGUUUGCGGACUCGGUGGGGGUGCCGGUUAAAGGUAGUGGGAGAGGGAGUGGGAGUGGGAGUGGGAGAGGGAAGGUGUGUCGCGUGCGCAUAAAGUACCUGGACGACGGGUUCGAGAGGCUGGAGAAGGUGCGGUCUAGGGUGAGUGGUGCGUGGGUGCUGGGCUUGGCUAGUCAGUUGGAUCAUGCGGCGGCGGGGUAUGUGGAUUAUCUUCGUAGGAGGGGGGGGAGUGGUGGUGAUGAUGAUGAGGAGGAGGAGGAUAAGAGGAAGACGGAUUUGGCGCUGGAGACGAUUGCCGGUGAUAUCUUUUGGAUUCUGGAUAGGGCGGCGCGUACGAAUCAUAUUUUGGAGCCGAGAUUACUGCCUACGCUACUCGGUCAGGAAUUUUGGACCCCGUUUACAGACCGCUACGUCAACGCCAGGCCGGAGAUAGCGCGCGCAGGCAUCGACGUAGCGGCUGUGCUGUCGACGCACCGCGCGGAGCAGGCCGUUCGGGAACACGACGACAUGCUACGGUCGUACGGCGUAGACCCCCACGCCGAACUAGUAAGUAUCACCGCAGACGGCGUGGUCACGCAGCAGCCGCGCGGAUUCGAGGGCAUGCACACCCUGCGGGACAGUCACAGCGCCCAGCCUGCUCUUCUAGAAAAGAAGAAGAAGAAGAAACAGGUCAAGUUCCUAGACGGGCUGCGGCGGAGCUCGAGUAAGUCCCACACUGAGGGCUCGUCGUCGUCUAUAAAGGAAAGUAUUUCCCGCAGGAUGGGCUUGGCGCGCAGACAUACUUCGAAGGCUACGUUAAGUGAUCGGCCGGAAGACACGUUGUUGCCGCGGAGGCUUAGCGAGAUACCGAGGUCGUUUUCGACGAGCGGGGCGUGAGUGGGUGGGUGAGUGGGUGAGUGAGAAAAUGUACCUCCUAUGGUGGUAGGUAUGCAAGAGGUAUCAUACGUACGCUCCGAGCUUUAAGUUCUCUAUUGCGUAACGCCUAGGUGGUGCGUAAUGGUGUUCGAAUCCAACUAACUAUCAUGGCAAAGGGGGAAGAAUACACAUCAGGCGAGUGAGUGUAUACAUUCCACAGGAUAAAAGUCUGUGUAUAUCAAGCUCUAGAUUACAGUCCUAUCUCUCUUCCUAUACCAAGGUCCUGUUGAAGGCUUAAAGAGAGUCUUUACAGAGGUAUUCUAGCCCCUCUCAGUGCUACAUCUCGGAAGCUUUUGAUUUUGAGUCUUGAGAAUGCUUUAGACUUGGAAUGAAUAUGGUUCUUAGGUGGAACUCUUCGCUUACCAGAGUACAGUUGUGUUUCGAACACUGAGGAAGAAGAGGAUAUUGAAGAGGAAAAAACAGAACCUGGCUUACAAGUGACUUUUACUUUACCACUUGACCACCCAAUUCAUGUAGG